UGUCAGUUUCAGAGUGCAACUCCUUCCCUCUGGGGAACUCUGCAUCCAGGGAGGGAGGGGGAAUCUGUUCACUUGUAGCAACUGGAGUGAAUCCAGGGAGGGAGCAGACUCUGCAAACUAAAGAGAAUUUGAAGAUCUGAAGACAGAAGUUUCAAAAUCAACAGGUGAAGACCUGAUGCCCGAAACGUUGAUUCUCCUCCUCGGAUGCUGCCUGACCUCCUGCGCUUUUCCAGCUCUGCACUUUUCAACACUGACUCUUCAGUGACUGCAGUCCUCACUUUGAUGUCAAUGUCUGACAGUCACUCAGUCCAUUGGGAACGCAACGGUUUUCAACUCUGAUUCUGUGAGAAGGAGCAAAGCAUUUUGGUUCCUGUUUGGGUACAUUUUCAGCAUCAGUGGGACUGGAUGAGAGACCCUACUGUUGCAGUGCUCUCAGUGAGGAUCGUGUAACAGCUAUACGGCCUGGGAAGAGGAAUUCAUGUUGGGGAGGGUCUCCACACGUGUGCAGCUAAAGCUUCGGCCAUGGAAAAACCCGAGAAAUCCUGCCCUGUGGAGAAACAGUGGAAGUGUGGCGACUGCGGGAAAGGCUUCCGUGCUCCGUCUGCCCUGGAGGUUCAUCGGCACAUCCACACGGGAGAAGCCGUUCUCCUGCCCCGAAUGCUGUAAGGGCUUUACCCAGGACUCUAUCAUGCUGAUCCACUGGCGUAUCCACACAGGGGAACGGCCCUUCCAGUGCCCGAGUGUGGGAAAAUCUUCAGGAAUUCUUCAAACCUGCUCAGGCACCAGCGGCUCCACACUGGGGAAAGGCCCUUCAGCUGUCCCGAGUGCGGGAAGGCCUUUGUCCGGGCCUCCCACCUCCUGACCCACCAGCGGGUCCACACGGGGCAGAGGCCCUUCAGCUGUCCUGAGUGUGGGAAGAGAUUUACCCAGGCCUCCAACUUGCUGACCCACCAGUGGGUCCACACACAGUAAAGGCCCUUCAGUUGCCUUCACCUGCUCCUCCCGCCUGCGGAGGCACCAGCGAGUUCACGUGCCAUUGCAGGGGGAUUGAAGGAGCGACGGCCAAGUGCCAUUAUCGACUGGACUAUCAACCCAGUUCCAGGGACACCCAGGUUUGAAUUCCACGCAGCAGAUGGUGGAUUUGGAAUUUGGUCAGAAAUCUGGAGUUCAGAAUCUAACGGUGAAACCAUUUUCGGGGGUUGGGGGUGGAGAAACCCCCAUCUGAUUCACUCACGUCCUUUUUAGGGAAGGAAACUGUCGUUGUGGGAGAGGAUUCACUUGGUCAUCCCAGCUGCAUCCUUUACCCGGUCUGGCCUACACGUGACUCCAGACCCACAACAGUCUGGUUGACUCUACACUGCCCCCCCCCCCCCCCCCCACUCCCCCCCCCACUGGCAAAUGCGUGGAGAGAAACUUACUUGGAGACAAGGUAUGGGUUGAAAUUGAGUAUUUGAAAAUCUGAAGACUGAAGUUUCAAAAUCAACAGAUGAAGGACUUAUGCCUGAAACAUUGACUCUCCUGCUCCUCGGAAGCUGCCUGACCUGCUGUGCUUUUCCAGCGCCACAUUUUUUGACUGACUCUCCAGCGUCUGCAGUCCUCACUUUGAUGUCAAUGUCUGACAGUCACUCAAUCCAUUGGGACAGCAACGAUUUUUGAUUGUGAUUUCUGUGAGAGGGAUCAAUGCUUUUUGGUUCAUGUUUGAAGACGUUUUCAGCAUCAGGUGGGACUGGACGAGAGACCCCACUGUUGAAGCACACUGUGUGUGGAGCCUUAAACAGUUAUACGGCCUGGGAAGGUGAUUUCACAGCAGGGAGGGGCUCUACACAUGUUUGUGAGCAGCUGAAGCUGUGGCCAUGGAGAAACCUGAGGAAUCCCACCCUGUGGAGAAACCGUGGAAGUGUGGUGACUGUGGGAAAGGCUUCCGUGUACCGUCUACCCUGGAGACUCAUUGGCGCAGUCACACCGGGGAGAGGCCAUUCCCCUGCACCGACUGUGGGAAGGCCUUUACCGACGUCUUCACCCUGCGGAGCCACCAGCAGAUCCACACCGGGGAAAGACCCUUCAGCUGCUCUGCGUGUGGGAAGGCCUUCAGCUAUUCCUUCCACCUGCGGAGCCACCAGCGUGUCCACACGGGGGAGAGGCCCUUUAGCUGCCCCGAGUGUGGGAAGGCCUUUACCCACGUCUGCGCCUUGCGGAGCCACCUGCGUAUCCACACCGGGGAGAGGCCCUUUAGCUGCCCCGGGUGCGGGAAGGCCUUUACACACGUCUCCUCCCUGCGGAAGCACCAGCAGAUCCACACGGGGGAGAGGCCCUUUACCUGCUCUCAGUGUGGGAAGGCCUUCAGCAUAUCUUCCUCCCUGCUGAGGCACCAGCGGAUCCACACCGGGGAGAGGCCGUUCAUCUGCUCUCAGUGCGGGAAGGGUUUCACCCGCUCCUCCCACCUGCGGAGACACCAGCGAAUCCACCGCCGUGUCCACACUGGGGAGCGGCCCUUCACCUGCUCCGUUUGCGGCAAGGGCUUCACCCAGUCGUCCCACCUACUGACCCACCAGCGGGUCCACACCGGGGAGAGGCCCUUCACCUGCUCCGUCUGCGGCAAGGUCUUCUCUGACUCGUCCCACCUGCUGUCCCACCAGCGUGUCCACACCGGAGAGCGGCCCUUCACCUGUUCCGUCUGUGGCAAGGGCUUCACCAAGUCGUCCAACCUGUUCUCGCACCAAUGGGUCCACACCGAGGAGAGGCCGUUCAGCUGCUCCGUCUGCGGCAAGGGCUUCUCUCACUCGUCCCACCUGCUGACCCACCAGCGGCUCCACACCGGGGAGAGGCCGUUCACCUGCUCGGUGUGCGGCAAGGGCUUCUCUCACUCGUCCCACCUGCUCAAGCACUGGCGGGUCCACACCGGGGAGCGGCCCUUCACCUGCUCCGACUGCGGCAAGGGCUUCUCUCACUCGUCCCACCUGCUCAAGCACUGGCUAGUCCACACCGGGGAGCGGCCCUUCACCUGCUCCGUCUGCGGCAAGGGCUUCACCCAGUCGUCCCACCUGCUGCGGCACCAGCAGGUCCACACCGGCGAGGGGGUCUUCACCUGCUUCGUCUGCGGCAAGGGCUUCACCCAGUCGUCCACCCUGCUGGUCCACCAGCAGGUCCACACCGGGGAGCGGCCCUUCACCUGCUCGUUGUGCGGCAAGGGCUUCACUCGCUCGUCCACCCUGCUGCGGCACCAGCGGGUCCACACCGGGGAGCGGCCCUUCACCUGCUCCGUCUGCGGCAAGGGCUUCACCCAGUCGUCCAACCUGCUGCGGCACCAGCAGGUCCACACCGGCGAGGGGGCCUUCACCUGCCUGGUCUGCGGCAAGGGCUUCCCCCACUCGUCCGGCCUCCAGAUCCACCAGCGGGUCCACACGGGGGAACAUCCUUCCGAUAGACCAGAAGUGCACAUAAUACAGAGGAACUUCGAUUAUCCAGAAUUAGAUGAACCAGCACGGUGGCUCAGUGGUUAGCGCUGCUACCUCACAGUACCAGGGACCCGGGUUUCAUUCCUGCCUCAAGCGACAGACUGUGUGGAGUUUGCACAUUCUCCCCGCGUCUGCGUGGGUUUCCUCCUAGUGCUCCGGUUCCGUCCCACAGUCCAAAGAUGUGCAGGUCAGGGUGAAUUGGCCAUGCUAAAUUGCCCGUCGUGUUAGGUACAUUAGUCAGAGGGAAAUGGGUCUGGGUGGGUUACUCUUUGGAGGGUCAGUGUGGACUGGUUGGGCCUGUUUCCACACUGUAAGGGAUCUAAUCGUCAAGCGACUGAAAUACACCCUGCAUGUGUCCUUUGGAUAAUCGAGGUUCCUGUGUAUUCCAAAAGUGGCCUAACCAACGUCCUGUCCAGACCCCAACCCCUAUACUCAGUGCUCUGACCAAUAAAGUGAUCUGCAGAAUCUGCGGGACUUGCUUAAUCCUGGAAGGUAAAUCACGUGUUUCUCCUUCUCUUGCAGGUGGAUCCAAGAUUUCACUCUCUGUCCCAUUGAGUCUCCAGUCAGGUCCUUCAGCUCAACUGGUCUCUCUCAGUAUUUCUGACCCAUGUGAGCCUCUACGCACCUCCCCUUCACUCGCUCACAUUUGAUUUCCCUUACAGCAACAUUCCCUUCAGUUCCUUUCUCCCUGACGUCUGUAUCCAGCUUCUCCUUAAAUGCCGUCCACCUCGACCUGCUACUGUGGGGGUCAUUCCCGCUGCAGACAGAGGUCUCUCCUUUGUAACCUCUUCAAAAGAUUUACCGCUGACUUCCCCCUUCAGUCUUUUCCAUUUCUGGGUCUCCCCGCUGUUGCGAAACUUGGAAUGGUUCAGAAAAGAUUUACAAGGAUGUUGCCAGGGUUGGAGGAUCUGAGCUACAGGGAGAGGCUGAACAGGCUGGGGCUGUUUUCCCGGGAGCGUCGGAGGCUGAGGGAUGACCUUAUAGAGGUUUACAAAAUUAUGACCGGCAUGGAUAGGAUAAAUAGGCAAAGUCUUUUCCCUGGGGUUGGGGAAUCCAGAACUAGAGGGCAUAGGUUUAGGGUGAGAGGGGACGAUAUAAAAGAGACCUACAGGGCAACGUUUUCAUACAGAAGGUGGUGUGUGUACGGAAUGAGCUGCCAGAGGAUGUGGUGGAGGCUGGUACAAUUGCAACAUUCAAGAGGCAUUUGGAUGGGUAUAUGAAUAGGAAGGGUUUGGAGGGAUAUGGGCCGGGUGCUGGCAGGUGGGACUAGUUUGGGUUGGGAUAUUUGGUUGGUACGGACGGGUUAGACCGAAGGGUCUGUUUCCGUGCUGUACAUCUCUUGACAAAGCCUUGUCUGAGGGUGAAAUGUUGUCAUUCCCGUUGAUGUGGGUGGUCCCCUGUCUGUUGUCCUUUUUGUUUCCUUUCUCGGAAAGGACGUCGCGGACAUGGGCAGCGUUCCCGAGCCCCGCUCCGGAACGGGCUGUUCCGUCCUCUUCCAGCCCCCGGGGGGGGGGGGCAGCUUGAGUGUAUUGGGAGAGUGGGCCGUUCACCGGGAAGGUGCCAAUGGGACGGGAGAGCGGUACCGGUAAUGGGGCGAGGGGGAGAUGCCUCAGACCACCAGAAACACUGGGGCAGCUGCUCGCAUGCUCCUUUUGGAUCUCACAGCACAGGGAGGCCUUUCAUCUGAUUACCUCCCCAUCUCUGUCUCUGUCUCUCUGGCUCUGUCUCUGGCUCUCUGUCUCUCUGUGUCUCUCUCUCUGCAUCUGCCUCUGCGUCUGUCUGUCUCUCUGAGGUGACAGCGGAUUCCAGCGUAUUGCUGCUUGCUGGGUAAACCUGUUUUUCCUCUGUUUUCCCCCUCUCUCUCUCCUGCUCAAACCCCUGAACUUCAGGCCGCCCCUGACCUUGUCAUUAUCAGUGAAUGGGGAACAGCUUUUCUUCCUCCACCUUAUCUGAACCUGUCACAAUCUUCCCCACUUUCACCAGUUGUAUCUGUGUGUGACCCUCUCUUUCUGUGUCUCUUUCUCUCCUAAGCCCCCUCCCUCACCACAUCCCAUUUACCCACCCCCUCCUGUCAUGCUCCCACUUUCAAACGGUCUCGUUGUGUUUUCACUGCCUCUUCCCCAUCAUUUCCGUCAAGCACCUCAUCUCACGCUUAGAACCCCUGCAGUGUAGGAGUAGGCCCUUCAGCCCAUCCAACGCACACCUCACCCAGACCUCUGCCUGUAACCCUGCAAUUCCCAUUGGCUAACCCACCUAGCCUACACAUCCCUGGGCACUAUGGGUAAUUUAGCCUGACCAAUCCACCCAAACCUGCACAUCCCUGGAUACUAUAGGACAAUUUAGCCUGGCCAAUCCUACACCAUGGGUGGAUUGGCCAUGCUAAAUUACCCAAUCCUACAUAUCCCUGGGUACUGUUAGGAUAAAAUAGGUCAAGGGAGGGUGGAGCUAUAGCUGCUGUUUGGGGAAUCGAAACUGUAGCUGUAGCUGCUGCUUGGGAAAUUGAAACUGUUGCUUACGUGGCCAGCUCAGCUGCCAACGCCCAAAUGAGCUCAAUAACAGGAAACGCCUAGCAAACGCGAAAUGUCCUAAUAAGGCAAUGCUUAGUAGCUCCGCGAAGCUCUGCUUAGCAAAGAGUAUAUCAGGAGCAGAUUUGGGAGGGGAAGGCAGAACGCGCCUUCUCCAGUGAAUGCAUGGUGAUUCACUGUAUCAGCUACGAUUCUGCAAUAAAGCCUGUUUGUGCCAAACAAUUGAGCGUCUGUUGUCUCUCCUCCUA
This is a messenger RNA of Hemiscyllium ocellatum (epaulette shark), 6228 nucleotides long. RefSeq names its product gastrula zinc finger protein XlCGF57.1-like. The transcript has 4 exons. The record is from RefSeq and is a predicted model, not a curated record. NCBI's taxonomy places the organism in Eukaryota, Metazoa, Chordata, Chondrichthyes, Orectolobiformes, Hemiscylliidae. Gene Ontology annotation, cellular component: nucleus. The coding region runs from base 1854 to 3500 and encodes 548 amino acids. Gene Ontology annotation, biological process: positive regulation of reciprocal meiotic recombination. Gene Ontology annotation, molecular function: histone H3K36 methyltransferase activity; histone H3K4 methyltransferase activity; recombination hotspot binding.